GUCAACGUUCACGGCAAAGCUUCGAUUGCCUGAUACUACAGCAGAUUUCCUGCAGCAUCUUCUACGUCAUAACAUUUAGACGAGACAUGAAGGCGUCCACAAGUGUUUUGCUUUUCCUGGUGCUAUCCGCAUCCGUGCUCUCGACGGCCCAAGCGGCCAGGAGCCGGACCAGCAGCCAGAAUAGCUUCCGACGGGCGGCCAACGGCAUCUACCAGACGCUGAGCAACGUCUUCGGGGAGGAUAACAUCCGAUGCCUCUACAAGUUUUUCUCCAAAGCAACAGAGCGCUUUGUACAUGGCGUAGACUCCUUCCUUGACACCAUCUGGAAAAUCUGGACGGAUCUCCUUGAUAUUAUGGGCAUUGACUCGUCCAACUUGAGUCACUACUUCAGCCCGGCAUCCUUGAGCAGCAACCCGGCACGCGCCCUGCCCCUCGUGGCCGGUGCCCUAGCAGGCCUGUGGUUGCUGUCGGUGUUUCUGGGCGGCGUCUUCUACAUGCUGCACGUCGUCUUUGGCCGCUUCUUCUGGAUGGCGCGCGUGCUUCUGUUGACCCUGGCCUGCCUGUACUUGCUGCAAAAGUUCGAGGGCGACCCAGAGCGCACGCUGUUGCCUCUGUGCGUCAUCCUGGUGCUGUACUUCAUGACGGGUCCCGUGGGCAUGUACUGGCGACGCGGCACCGGCUCCAUGGAGGAGAAGAUAGACCACAUGGAGACUCAGCUCCGCCUGCUCAAUAUGCGGAUGAAUCGGAUAUUCGAGCUGGAGACCAUGGACGAGUAGACGCGGCGGCGCUCCCUCUUAUCGGUAUGCAAAGGUCCCAACUAGAAUUUCUGCGGGUCGAGUUCAUAGUCAAACAUCAAAAAUGUCAAGCCUUUGUUUGCAUGAUUGUCCUGGCUACAGCGGUACCUCAAAGGUCAAAACAUUCAUUUUGAAAGAGUGUCCAGGUCAGGGUAAAGUCACAUUUGAACAGUUAACUGUUGUACAAGUAUAAAAAGAAAUCUAAUGGAAUCAGUAAACGGAGCAAGGCAAGCUUUCAAAAUACUCACCCACUUCCUCCCUUUGUGGCAAACAAUUUCUUCCUUGACUUCACACCACCGUCAUUGCUAACUAGCAUGACACUGGAACACAAGUAUUUUCUUAAUAUUGUUAAAAGACUAAAACGAAGCCUGCCAAGGCGCCGAUAUCCCCCUAGUUAGACCUUGGCGGUACCACGUAUUCCACAAAAACCAAGUCCUCUAUUUUGCAAGAUGUUCAAUUAUUUCACCAGUGCGUGUACAACACUAUGACCUGUUUUAUUCAGUUUUGUUUUCUAGUCACACCGGGUGUAAAAAUAGUCCUCAUACUCAACCUAAUUGAGUAAAGGUUUUGGGACAGACCACCAAACAGGUAGUUAAAAUGUCUGAGCGGGUGGCGGUGAGGUGACAUCUGUUAUGAGUACUUAAGUCCACGCUGUGUGUAUAAUAUUACAGGAAUGUCUCCUACCAUGGAUACACAACACUAUUCUCAGGGACUAAUUGGACUAAACAUUUUAAGUAGAUCAACCUUUCCCCCCCCCCUGCUGUGAUCAAAUAAUCCUGCUCAUGUUUAUUUUCAAUUGUUUUAAAUUAAAUGUCAUCUCUGUUUGCCCCGAACAAAUGUUAAUGAUGGCGAGUUCAUGAAUUCUCUUGUCACGCAUUCCGGACUCUAGAGACGUCAUUUUGUAAUUGUAAUGGCGCGCCAAGGCCAAAGAAGCAACUAAUAAUAUCGCAGAAUGUAAGCGUUCUCAACAAGCAUACUGUGAUGAAUUCGGAACCGCAUAUGCCGUAGAUAGCUUUUAAUUGUCCCGAUGAAUCUGUUUGCAUCCAUGUUGUCUUAAUAUGAAGUGAUGGAUCAUACAUCUGAAUACCACAGAGAAAAGUUUCUUGCCGUGUUUGAGUCAAUAUUACAACCUGUUUAUUUUUACUUAAGAAGCGAUUGUGAAGGAACAAAUGUGUGGGGAGGGGAGGGGUAAUAGAGGUUAUUAAAUGUGUUCCAGGGUCGGGGCGACUUUUUAUACAGGGGUCAUGCUCAAUGUAUGAAAUGUGACACUGUUUUAUUUUGCAUUUUUGAUUUUUUUUAAUUUGAAGAACAGCAUGGCAGUCUGGCAAAGGUUCUCAUAUGGCCCAGCCAUUUUAGUCAUAUACAGUGUAUGUCAAAGUACUGGUGAGCUUCAUUUGGUAGCAGGUGAUGGAUGGAUGGACGGACGGGCGGACGGACGUUUUACUACAAACAACGUGUUGUGUUUGCUUUUUGAUAAAAAUUGUUUUACAUGUCAGUUUAGAGACGCUUUUUGGGCUGUCUGGUCAAUAAAUUCAUGGAGCUGGAAAAUGGUCAAGUUUACAAAAAAGUGCUAUGCAUAUGUGGGAUUUUACGCUGAAAGGCACUUCAGUUUCGCAACUACUGCACUAUUCCCGCUUGAAAAAUGCCAAUACUGCAUUUGAUUCAUGAACCAAUUGUAUCCUCGCUGUUCCUGUUUCCACAUGCAGCCUUUUUCUGUUAUGUGCCAACUUGAAUCGGCAGGUUUGAUUUAUGUGUGUGCGUGCGCAUGUAUGUCUUUUUUCCCCCCCUCAUUUUGUCUUAAUUGUAUAUGUAGUCUUGACCACGUGGAAAGUUGUGAAAACUGUGAUUUUGGGUGUACGUGUUUGUGAGUUUAUACGCAAAAAUGUCCGUGGUAGUAAUUGAAUCUUGUGUUGUUGUGGGCGUGCGUGAACAUUUGCAAACAAAUUCCAUAUUUAAAUGAAACGAAUUAAAGACAGAAACACAAA
This is a messenger RNA of Syngnathus typhle (broad-nosed pipefish), 2779 nucleotides long. It is a transcript of the gene bri3bp, whose product is annotated as bri3 binding protein. The coding region runs from base 87 to 776 and encodes 229 amino acids. The record is from RefSeq and is a predicted model, not a curated record. Gene Ontology annotation, cellular component: mitochondrion. Lineage: Eukaryota; Metazoa; Chordata; Actinopteri; Syngnathiformes; Syngnathidae. The transcript is spliced from 3 exons.